AUGUGCCUGAACGGGGCCGCAGCAAAGGGUCAGUGCUGGCAAGUCCUCGACACCAACCUCUUCGGAACGAGUGUCAAGUUGGCAUUCUACUACAACUUUCUGGAUGCUGCCUGGGAGAUUCCCAACCGAAACGUCUACAACCCCAAGGAGCAGCCCCUUGGAUUCACGGUCAAGUUCUCGGCGACUGCACUUGAUGUAGCUCCUGGUACGACUGGAGUUCCGACGGUGACUUUCAUCGAACCUGCAGGUAUUGAUGCGAAGCUUUUCCCGAUCUAUGGCGGAUACAUCAAUAUUAUCGGCUCUAACGACGAGUCUCUGCGGGUGACAUGCGCUGAGAAUGAUACCUUCAAGAUGACAAUCGAAGACACCUUUACCAUUGACUUUGACAUCCUCUGGUCUAGUCGUGAAAUCAGCUUCGAUAACAAAUACUUUGGCUCCCUUCAACAUUACAACCUCAUCUUGGACGCCUACUUUGAUGCCCCCGUUCAACAGUACCCGCGCCUGCCCUCGAGCACCUGGUGGCCGAGCGGCAACUUCUCGCACGGCAGUGCGAUCGAGAGCGGUGAGUACAAGAUCCUUUCGAGGGAGCUCCGGACCUAUGGUGAUGACCACAACAUUAGCGACUGGCAGAUCAGGGUCUCGCCGAGGAUCAUCGUCGACAAGGAUAAGGCUUGA
Messenger RNA from Colletotrichum abscissum, 675 nucleotides. RefSeq names its product peptidase. The record is from RefSeq and is a predicted model, not a curated record. The transcript has 5 exons. The coding region runs from base 1 to 675 and encodes 224 amino acids. NCBI's taxonomy places the organism in Eukaryota, Fungi, Ascomycota, Sordariomycetes, Glomerellales, Glomerellaceae.